CAAGCUCUCGGGCACUCUUUGACCCUCUCUUCCUCGCGCGCCCUGGGGCUGCUGGAGGAGGGGACCCUGGAAAGAGGCGGAGUCGGGGGAGGGGUAGGAAUGGGGAGCAAUAGAAGGAAAAGUUGCUAGGCUGGGGAGUGGACGCGGGGAGCGCUGCAGCAGCCAGCGGCAUGGCGAGUACGGUCUUGGAGAUCAUCGCCUUCACGGUGUCUGUCUCCGGCUGGGUGCUGGUCGCCUCCACGAUUCCCACCGACUACUGGAAAGUGUCCACCAUCGAUGGCACGGUCAUCACCACCGCCACCUUUUGGGCCAAUUUGUGGAAGACAUGUGUCACCGACUCCACGGGUGUCUCUGACUGCAAGGACUUCCCCUCCAUGCUGGCUCUAGACGGUUAUAUCCAAGCAUGCAGAGGACUGAUGAUUGCUGCUGUCUGUCUGGGAUUUUUUGCUUCCAUAUUUGCACUGUUUGGAAUGAAGUGUACAAAAAUUGGAGGCUCAUAUCCAUCCAAAGCUAAACUUGCUUGUUUAUCUGGAGUUGUGUUCAUUUUUUCAGGACUGUGUUCUAUGUCAGGCUGCUCCCUAUAUGCAAACAAAAUCACAACCGAUUUCUUUGACCCUCUCUUUGUUGAACAAAAAUAUGAAUUAGGAGCUGCUUUGUUCAUUGGCUGGUCAGGAGCUUCACUUUGCAUAAUUGGUGGUGUUCUAUUUUGCUUCUCAAUAUCUGACAACAGCAAAAUACCCAGAAUGGCGUAUACAUACAAUGGAGCCACAUCUGUUUUAUCUUCUCCUCCAAAGUACCAGAGUGGAGAAGGUGAUUUCAAAAACACAAGCUCUUCAAAACAGUUUGAUAAAAAUGCUUAUGUUUAACUAAUACUGCUACAGAUCACAAACUCGAGUUUGUCACAGAAUGAUUUCCAUCAAAGUUCCACUGUAAUUAACAAAAGCUAUUUUUAAAAUAUGAAUUAUAGCACUGUUGAUUUUAUGGAUGUAAAUUUUCUUACAUAAUUAUGUGCUAAUCAUUUUUUAUUGCGACUCUCAUUAAAAAAACAAACAGGUUUACUUACCAGAUAUUUUAAGUGAUUGAUAUAAUAAUUAAAAUAGGGAAUAUCUUGUUAAAUACAGUUUAAACCAUAGGUAUAGUACUUUCAAAUUAACCUUCCAAGUGACUCAAAUGGUGAAAAAUUUGACUUUUUGAUCAUUUAAAAUAGAAUAAUAAAUGUACCUAAAAACUCAACUACUUGAAGUUGGCUCCCACAUCCAAUCAGGAAAUGCUUAAUAUUGUUAGUGGUUGUUCUACUUUUCUUCUUGAAGAGAAUCAAUGGCAUCUGGAGGAAAAUGUUUUUCACUUCCUGUGAAUUGGAUGUAAGUGCUAAUAAGAGUUUGUUAAAUCUAAUUGAAGCUGAUCACCCAUUGGAGAAAUCAGAAUUUGUCCCAAAUUUGUUUUGGUUUUGGAACAUAAACCUAGUGACAUAUAGAUCAUUUUUAUUGUUUCUCACUUGUCAAAGUGGUGACAUUGAUGAGAAUGGUUAAGAUAUUGGAGUGAUGUUAGAGUGAAAAUGAUCUUAACCAAAAUCUCAUUGACACCUAAGCCUUAAAUUGUUUUAAGAGAUUUUUCUGGUAUAAUGCUCAGCAUGAACUUUAAGAAAAGAAUAAUAAGGAUGAUUAUAGUUAGCAUUUACAUAGAACUUAAAUUUUUAAAGCAAAUAUUAUCAUCCACCUCACAAGGUUGUUGUGGGGAUCAAAGGAAAUAGUAUUUGUUAAGCACUUAGCAGAGUGCCUAGCACGUAGCAGUAUUAGAUAAAUACUUACUUCUUUUCUAUAUUUCAUUUGAUUCUCUCAACAACCCUAAGAGAUAGAUGCUAUCGUUAUUAUUAUUCCUAUUAUACAAAUGAGGAAACUGAGGCAAACAGAGGUUAAGUAACUUGCCUAAAAUCAUACAGCUAGUAAGUAUCUGAGCUUGGCUUUGAACUUAGGUCUUCUUGAUUCCAGGAGGACUCUAUCCCCUAUACUCCUAGUUGUAGGGGAUAAAUGGUAAUGGUGUAGUUAAGUUCCAAUGAGGAUUCUAGAGGCUAAAUUUAGGUUCACCAAACUUAUGAAUAAAGAGGAUCUUGAGUAACUGGAAAUCCAUGACUGAACCCUUUGAAGAGCUAGACUAUGAGAUCACAUGAGCAAAAUGUGAAGGCAAGAUUUCUAAAUAAGAUAAAAUGAUUGUUCAAUAAAUGGAUAUUCAAUUCAGAUCAUCUGCUAGACUUGGGUUCAAGCAGGGGUCAGGAAUUUGUACAGCAGGUAUUUGUGAAUCAUUUGAUUUAGAAUAAAAAUCACAUGAUUAUACUUUUAGGGAGAAGAAAAAAAUAAACUGUAUUUCUCAGUAAGUCAAUGAAGACCUAGAAAAUUAGUGGAGAUUUCAUUUGAAAAUAUGCUUUGUAGAUAGUAGUUUGGGAUUAUUUAUUCAUAAAAAGAAAACUGGCUGAAAGUCACAUGAUAAAGAAUAGGAGGAAAGAAUCGGUUUGUGAACCAACUACACUUUUUUUCCCUUAAGUGAUCUGCAGAAACAAGUACAAAGUGAAAUUUAUUAGUAUGCAGGUAAUGCUUAGCUCUCUCGAGUUCAGGAAAAUAAACUUUGUGAAUGAAGAGAAAUAAACUAAAUAAGCAUUACUGGGGACAACUAAAGCAAUGAUUUAGGGGGAAAAAAAAAUCUAAACUCUAAAGUUACUGCUUUAGGCUACUGGUUAGUCCAUGAAAGGCAUAUGAAAUUGUACUGUUCUAUCAUGAAAGGUAAAUACCAAGUGAGUCCACCAGAACAGAGAAUUAAGGAAAUCCCUUGAAGCUUGAAAGAUAAAUUAAGAUAAGGAAAAGAAAUUACCUUAAUUCCUGAUCAAGUCUUCAAUAUGUAAAACUACAUUUCCCUAAGAGAUGGAAAUAAUACAAAAGCUAAAAAGAUCAGGAAAGAAUAAGAUAUUUAUGAUCACUCAAUAAAGAAUUUCAUGUAAUGUAAACAAGUUAUUAAUAGAAAUUCAGCAUUUCUCAGGUUGAGGCCAGGAAGAACAAUUAUGUCUUCCCAAAAACAUGUCCUUUGAUGCCACUUUUGCAAGGGACAAAAUAUAGGUCUUAAUAUUUCACUAUGGUUAUGACUCAUUAAUAAUCAGUCACAUUUUUAUGAACUAUAUAAAAUAGAUGGUUUACACUGUUCUCUAUGAUAAGAAAGGGAGUGAAAAUCCCUAAUCACUGCCAGAAACAUCUGAAUUCUAAACCUAAUCUUCAAAGUUACUGACUGAAAUUUACUAGCAAAUUUCAUGAGCAAUGAAUGAAAUAAAAAUUGUAAAAUAGGUCUCUGAAUAAUUUUGAACUAAUUGAGUAUGAAAUGCAAAAUUCAGAUUUAUAAGUUUUAAGUUCCUUAUAAGUUAUUUAUGGAGACCACAAAAUAGAUUUAAAGCUGAAAGAGAUCUUAAAGUGUUGGAUAUAGUCCAACACUUUUUUUUUUUUUUUGCAGAUUUGGAAACUGAAGGACAGAGAGUUGAAGUGAUUUAAGUUGACUUGGUAUUAUUAUAUGGGCAGAGCGAAUAUUUGAAACUAGGCAUUCAGAUUUCAAAUACCUGAGAUAUUUCUAUAUUUCCCUACUGCUAAUGGAUUAUUUGCUUUAUCAAGAAUUCCUUAUAGUAUUUUUAAAUAGUUUCUGUAAUGCAAAGGUCAUCAGCCUUUUAAAAUGGUGAACAAAAAUUCCCUUACCUCUUCCUUGGUAGGAGGGAUAAGAGAGGAAGCAAGGUAGUGUUAAGUCCUAAUUCUCUCUAGAUUGGUUAGAGAGAGGCCAGAAGGUGGACAUGGCAUGGUAGUAGCUAAAGAUGGUGAGCACGAUGUUAGUUGCUUGCUUCUUGUCUAGUAAAUGAAAGUUUGAUUCAAUCUCUAUACUGUACAACUUUUCUGGAACACAUUUAUUAUAUAAGGUGAAGUACAGCAAUAUAAUAUGUCCAUGGUGAUUAUGUAAAAUCAGAGGAACUUCUUAAAUUGCUAUAAUAAUGAGCCAUAAAUAAGAUCUUACAAUUCUAACAUUAGAUCACAUUAUUUCUUGAUUAUGAAUUCUGAUAUAAAAUAUUUGAAUCAGGAAAAAAAAAGAUCUCUAAAGAAGUAAUUUAGAUAUUUCUGUAAUAACUCAGUCCCACUCACAAUGAUACAAUGUAAGAAUUUACUGGAGAGGUUCACAAUUAAAGAAAAAAUAAAAUCAAAACCUCAACAUAGCCAUUUAGUUGAAAUGUCUCUUUGUUUCAAAGUACAGAAAGUAGCUUUAAAAAUGCUUUUUUUGAGUGUAUAAAAAAAUGCAAAAACAAUUGAUAUGAAUUUCCUGGCCUCUGACAAAAGUCAUAAUGGCAAGAAUACAACAUAAUUUGUUAAAUUUUGCAAUUUUAUAAUACAGAUUUUCUAUUAAAAUAAAAAUAUAAAAUGUAAUAAUCACCACAAAUAUACAUGUUAAUUCAGUAAUGACUCUGUCUUUUCUAAUGACAUUAUUAGGCAACCUAGUUAGCUAUUUAAAGUUAUAUUUUAUUCACAAAAUAUCCAAGAUAGCUAUUAUGAUGAAAAAACAGUAUCUCGCUAUAUGUUAAAAUGAAUGCAUUCAUUGUAAACAUGCUUAAAGUGUCUCAAUGCAGCAUACACUGAUGGUUCUGGUUACAAUUCUGUAGCUGAAAGUAAUUCAGGCCUAUAAACAUAUACACAUAAGUAAUUUUUUUGGUAAUUUUAGAAUUAACUGUAUGUCAAAAUAACCAGAUUAAUAUUUUAAGUAUGCAUUACUUCUGUUAUUUGGUUUAAAA
Messenger RNA from Sarcophilus harrisii (Tasmanian devil), 4801 nucleotides. RefSeq names its product claudin-10. Gene Ontology annotation, molecular function: structural molecule activity. NCBI's taxonomy places the organism in Eukaryota, Metazoa, Chordata, Mammalia, Dasyuromorphia, Dasyuridae. Gene Ontology annotation, biological process: bicellular tight junction assembly; cell adhesion. The coding region runs from base 171 to 866 and encodes 231 amino acids. Gene Ontology annotation, cellular component: plasma membrane; bicellular tight junction. The transcript is spliced from 5 exons. The record is from RefSeq and is a predicted model, not a curated record.